CACAAAUGCCAUGCGUCGUUUGAAGCUAAUCAUGCAGUCCCUUCCUCUAAUCCUCUUCCUGAGCCUCGAGUGUUUCCACCUCGCCGCAUCCGCCGUUGACCAGUUCACCUUCGACGGCUUCGCCGGCGGGAACCUCACGCUCGACGGCACGGCCGUGGUCACGCCGGACGGCCUCCUCAUGCUGACGAACGGCACGACUCUGCUGAAAGGGCAUGCCUUCUACCCGUCUCCUCUGCGUUUUCACGAGGCGGCCAGCGCCGGCGGGUCCUCCUCCUCUCCCAUGAGGUCCUUCUCGACGGCGUUCGUGUUCGACAUCGUCAGUGAGUACGCCGACCUUAGCAGCCCCGGCCUGGCGUUCGUCGUCGCCAAGAGCGGCGACUUCUCGACGGCGCUGCAGAGCCAGUACAUGGGCCUGGCCAACGCGCGCAACAACGGCAACGCCAGCAACCACUUCCUCGCCGUGGAGCUGGACACCAUCGUCAACGCGGAGUUCGGGGACAUGAGCGACAACCACGUCGGGAUCGACGUGGACGGCCUCGCGUCCGUCGCCGCCGACAACGCGGGCUACCGCGACGACCGCACCGGCGCGUUCAGGAACAUGAGCCUGCUCAACCGCACGGCGGCGCAGGUGUGGGUGGACUACGACGCGCGCACCUCGCUGGUUAACGUCACCAUGGCUCCUCUCGAGCUGCCCAAGCCAAAGACGCCGCUUCUCUCCGCCGCCGUGAACCUCUCGGCCGUGAUUGGAGGCGAAGCCUACGUCGGCUUCUCCUCGUCCACCGGCGUCGUCGCGAGCCGCCACUACGUGCUUGCCUGGAGCUUCAAGAUGGACGGUCCAGCACCAUCACUAAACCUAUCAAAGCUUCCUGCACUGCCUGUCACGAUCCACGGCAGGGCCCCGUCCAACAUUCUAAAGAUCGUAUUGCCGAUAGCCUCGGCCGCACUGGUGUCAGCACUGGCCAUUGCUGUUUUCAUCGUUCACCGGCGACGGCUGAAGUAUGCGGAGCUUAAAGAGGACUGGGAGGUUGCGUUUGGGCCACACCGGUUCUCGUACAAGGAUCUAUUCCAUGCUACCAAUGGCUUCUCCGAUGAGCGGCUGCUUGGCUUGGGAGGAUUCGGAAGGGUGUACAAGGGAGUGCUUCCAGUAUCCGGCGUGGAGAUCGCGGUGAAGAAGGUGUCUCAUGAGUCGAGGCUAGGAAUGAAGGAGUUCAUUGCUGAGGUGGUUAGCAUCGGUCAGCUUCGGCACCGGAACCUUGUGCAGCUGCUAGGAUAUUGCCGCCGAAAAGGUGAGCUACUGCUGGUGUACGAGUAUAUGCCAAAUGGUAGUCUUGAUAAGUUUCUGUACGAUCAAAACAGACCAGCUUUAAGUUGGAGCCAAAGGUUCAGGAUCAUCAAAGGCAUCGCGUCCGGCAUACUAUAUCUCCAUGAGGAUUGGGAACAGGUUGUUUUGCAUCGAGACAUCAAGGCAAGCAACGUGUUGUUGGAUGCCGAGAUGAACGGCAGGCUAGGUGACUUUGGCCUCGCAAGACUAUACGACCAUGGCACCGACCCGCACACCACACACGUGGUCGGCACAAUGGGGUACCUCGCGCCGGAGCUAGGGCACACCGGCAGGCCGUCCAAGGCGUCCGACGUCUUCGCCUUCGGCGUGUUCAUGCUAGAGGUCACCUGUGGACAGAGGCCCGUCUCGCAGGACGCGCAUGGAGAUCACCUCCUGCUGGUGGACACGGUGCUCGAGCAUUGGCGGCGAGCGACAGUCGGUGACGCUGUGGAUCCACGGCUGCAGGGCAACUUCGCUUUGGAGGAAGCAAGCAUGGUGAUGAAGCUGUGCUUGCUUUGCUCACAUCCUCUGCCCAGUGCUCGCCCGAGCAUACGGCAAGUCGUGCAGAUGCUGGACGGUGGCACGCCACUCCCAGAGUUAUCACAAGCUCACCUAAGCUUUAAUAUGUUGGAUCUGAUGCAAAACCAGAUGGACAAGUCAUGCUCUGCUGCUUCGUCGGUAGCAGGUAAUAUAUCUGACUUUCCUCGGGCCAGAUGAUGAGCACAAGGUGUUCAUUUCUUCUCACUACAGGAUUUUAUCUGAAAUCUGUUGUAGAUUAAUUACUCUUAUACAGUGUAAAAAAAUAAGUUCUCAAGAGGAUAGCAGCAGCAGGCUGGAAUAUA
Molecule: messenger RNA, 2163 nt
Organism: Oryza brachyantha (malo sina)
Lineage: Eukaryota; Viridiplantae; Streptophyta; Magnoliopsida; Poales; Poaceae
Product: L-type lectin-domain containing receptor kinase SIT1
Exons: 1
Coding region: 11-2038 (675 amino acids)
Biological process (GO): protein phosphorylation
Cellular component (GO): plasma membrane
Molecular function (GO): ATP binding; carbohydrate binding; protein kinase activity
Source: RefSeq, a predicted model, not a curated record